GGGGCGGGGUGGCCGUUAGGUGAGGCGUGCCAUGAGGCCUCAGGCGCCUCUGCUGCCAACUGUGAGCGAGCUGUCGGCGCGCGCGCUCCGACUAUAGCUGUGUCAGUGUGUUAUGAUGCCGUCUCGUACCAACCUGGCUACUGGAAUCCCCAGUAGUAAAGUGAAAUACUCAAGGCUUUCCAGCACAGACGAUGGCUACAUUGACCUUCAGUUUAAGAAGAGCCCUCCUAAGAUCCCAUAUAAAGCCAUUGCGCUUGCUACAGUGCUGUUUUUGAUUGGUGCCUUUCUCAUAAUCAUAGGCUCCCUUCUGCUAGCUGGCUAUAUCAGCAAAGGGGGGGCAGACCGGGCUGUUCCCGUCCUGAUCAUUGGCAUCCUGGUGUUCCUGCCAGGAUUUUACCACCUUCGCAUCGCCUACUAUGCAUCCAAAGGCUACCGGGGUUACUCCUACGAUGACAUUCCAGAUUUUGAUGACUAGCACCAACUCUCAACCCUGAGGAGAAGAGUCACAGAUGGGACUGAGACCCAGCUUUAAGAUAUUGAACAGAAACUGGCUAAGGGCUAAGGAGUUCUGCAGUUUGAGAUGUUAAACAAAAGAAUGGCCAUCCUCAAGAUGUCAACUGAGCUUACAAUUACAAAUUAACUAAUUAGGACAUGUUCUAUUUUUCAACUCCUGGCUCUGGCAAAAGCUGACAAGUUUUUCCACACGAAUAUGUAUCUUGGAAGAGUAGCGGUGUUAAUGGUGUGGGAAAGCAGGAGGUUACCCUGUAGUGGAGAGUGUUACUGCUGCCACCCUAUUUAGAGUUCAGCAUUUCUUUUAAAUCAUCCUCAUUGUCAGUUCUGGUAGCAAAUGGAAAAAUUUAAUAUGUCAAAUUUCAUAUUACUUGUAAUUUAUCUUGAAAACAUCUAAGUAUCUUACCCCUACACUCAUCUCUCACUUUGUGUGCUAGUGGAAGACCUUGGCAAACCAAAUGUCAGUGUGGGUGCAUCAGUAAUAUUUUUUACUUGCUUUCUUAUUAACAGCAGCCAGGACUUUUUUAAAUCUCAGAGCAAGUUUCCAGAAGGUAAACACCUCUGUUCACCAAUCCUUAGUCAGCUUUGAUUUGGUCCACCAGUAAGUUGGCCAGCAUAAUUUGGGUUAUUCUGUUCUUCGUAGAUCAAGAUGUUCUGUAUAUCGUGCCUUUAAGGACUGGACUUUGGCUGUUUCCUAAGGAAAAAAUGUAGAUAAGUGAUUGUUAUUUAGAGAUUAUAAACCUAUGGUUAGCACCUUGCAUUAUGAUGUCAUUCUGCUGAAGACUGCAAGACUCAACCUGGAUCCCUAGAUGGACUAGACUGCCUUAGUUUGAUUCUGUUUCCUAGCUUGCACGAAGUGACGUAUUCAAAAGAAAUUAAAAUGCCAAAAUCUAAA
This is a messenger RNA of Odobenus rosmarus divergens (Pacific walrus), 1405 nucleotides long. It is a transcript of the gene TMEM230, whose product is annotated as transmembrane protein 230. Bases 113 to 475 code for a protein of 120 amino acids. The transcript is spliced from 4 exons. Lineage: Eukaryota; Metazoa; Chordata; Mammalia; Carnivora; Odobenidae. Gene Ontology annotation, cellular component: endomembrane system; synaptic vesicle. Gene Ontology annotation, biological process: synaptic vesicle transport. The record is from RefSeq and is a predicted model, not a curated record.